Cottoperca gobio is the source of this 2258-nucleotide messenger RNA. RefSeq names its product nucleophosmin 1a (gene npm1a). NCBI's taxonomy places the organism in Eukaryota, Metazoa, Chordata, Actinopteri, Perciformes, Bovichtidae. Gene Ontology annotation, molecular function: chromatin binding; RNA binding; histone binding. Gene Ontology annotation, biological process: regulation of centrosome duplication; positive regulation of transcription by RNA polymerase II; ribosomal large subunit export from nucleus. Bases 109 to 975 code for a protein of 288 amino acids. Gene Ontology annotation, cellular component: nucleoplasm; ribonucleoprotein complex; cytoplasm. The record is from RefSeq and is a predicted model, not a curated record. The transcript has 11 exons.
GAAGAAGAGAGGAGGCAGAAAACCACGUUAGUUAGUGCUCACGAGCCCUACUUGGUCGUUCUUCUCCCCGCAGACAGGCAGCAGGUUCUCAACGCUUUAAUCUCUAAAAUGAACGGGAUCGAGGAGGAAUCAAUGGCACCACAGACCUUCCUUUACGGUUGUGUGCUGGAAGCGGGAAAGGAGGUGGUGUUCAAUCCUGAGGAUGAUGACUUUGAGCACCAGCUAGAUCUAAGGAUGGCCUGUGUGGACCCCACCACGACAGAUGAACUUCACAUGGUGGAGGUGGAAGGACAAGACAUGGAGGGACAGAAAAUCAAGGCAGCGCUGGUUUCGCUGAAGCCUUCUACCCUGCCAAGUGUGUGUCUCGGUGGUUUCACAAUCACACCCCCAGCAACUUUCCGUCUGAAGGCAGGUGCUGGUCCAAUCCAUAUCAGUGGACAACAUCUUGUCAUGAUGGGGUCUGACCAGUCUUUCGAUGAAGAUGACGAUGAUGACGAAGAAGAGGCAGAGGAAGAUGUCAAAACCUCAAAGAAAAGAGCCGCCUCCUCCCCUGCUCUCAAGUCUCAGAAGAAAAUGAAAAUGGAAGUGGAUGACGAUGAUGAUGAUGAGGAUGAUGAAGAGGACGAUGAGAGUGAGGAAGAAGAGUCACCUGUUAAGGCCAAGCCGACGCCCUCCAAACCACAAACCCCUGCUCAGAAUGGCAAGAAUUCAAAACCCAACACACCGGCCAAGAAGCAGGACAAGACCCCCAAAGGUAAAGGUGAGAGGUCUCCUAAAGCCCCAACAACUCCCAAAGGAAUUCCAACAAUUCCUGAGCUCAAAACCAAGAUGAUGGAAGCCACAAAGAAGGGUGUCGUAUUACCCAAAACCCAAGCCAAGUUUGAGAACUUUGUGAAGAAUGGUCUUAAUGUCGGGGACGCAAAGGUUGUUACAGAGCUGUGGAAGUGGAGGCAGACGAUUAAGGAUGCUAAAUAACAAUCUCAGCCGUUUUAUUAUCUCUUUUUAUGUUUAUACCCAUAGCAGCCCUCAACCCUCUGAAGCCAAACUCAGUGCCUCACACUCGUCAUUAAUUCUAAAUCUAGUCCAGCUCCAAUAAAGAGACUAGUGAAGUGGAUGCAGACAGUGUGGUGUUGCAUCGUCUCUCCUCGUCGCCCUCUCAUUGGGGAAGGGGAGUUAUUUGGUUUUAUUGAAUAAACCCUGGGAGAACUAGCCUACAGAUUUGCAUCUUUGUAAAUAAAAUCCUCGCUAGAUUGUUGGCACCGUUUUCAUGUUUUGUUUUUUAAUACAUAGUCAAGAUUAAUUUGGCCUCAUGCUGGAAUAAUAAAAACUAAAUAAAUUCAAGACAAGCAGCUCAAGAAACAUUAAACUAUUCAACAUUUAAUAACAGUUUGGCUAAUGUUGACCACGGUCACAUGUGUCAGUUCUGGUAAAGCAGAAUUUUCUGGGCUGACAUCAGCAGUGAGGAUCCUAAUAUUGAUAGUGAUUGAAGCAAUAUUGUUUUCCUGGUAUUGUCCAUGAACGUGAAAAGAAACUGCACUUUUUCAAAUGUUUUAAAUGUUUAUGCUAUUGUGAGAUUCCAACGAUCAAGAUCCCAUGACGACAAACUGUCUGCUUAACGUUAUAUCAGAAUUCAAGAUUUAGUUGUAAUUUUUCAUGUGUUUAACCGUCCAAAAAGAAUCAACCGUUUGUUAUAAAGCAGCCAGCCGUGCUAACCUUUGAGUGUCACAGAAGCAUCCUACACAUCCCAGCCCUGAGUGGAGAUCAGUCGGGUUCGGUUCCAUGUAUUGCUGUGACUAUUAGCCAACAGGCCGAAGGUUGAGCGCUUGCUCAGUGACUGAAUGCAUGAAGGAAUUUGCAAAUUAUUAUAUUUUUUAAAUAGUGUUGCUUAUAACUUUCCAACAAAAUUGCAGAUGUACAGUUCUAAGAGAUUCCCACCUGUACUCGAGUGUAAUGCGUUUGUACGUUCUGUACUAGUGUGACCAGUUAAAGCAAUAUAAAAAAUGUAAACGUUGAUGCAUGAGGCCUGUAUAAGUAGAUCAUUCCAUGUUCUCAAACAAGUGUAAGUUUGUAGAACUUUAAAUAUGCUGUGGGUUUGGAUGGACUAUACUAAGAUUGAUUCAUUAAAAAUAAUACUGUGCAAGUGUUGCCAUUUUUUUGCAAGAAGAAUCAGAUUUUACCCAUUUGAAGAGGAAUACAAGUAUUUGAUUUCUUUUUUUCUGUCCAAGAAUGUAUCCUAAUAAAGUUUUAAGCACAUACAA